This is a messenger RNA of Thalassophryne amazonica, 9052 nucleotides long. RefSeq names its product collagen, type XI, alpha 2 (gene col11a2). The transcript has 66 exons. Gene Ontology annotation, biological process: cartilage development; collagen fibril organization; sensory perception of sound. Bases 225 to 6575 code for a protein of 2116 amino acids. Lineage: Eukaryota; Metazoa; Chordata; Actinopteri; Batrachoidiformes; Batrachoididae. The record is from RefSeq and is a predicted model, not a curated record. Gene Ontology annotation, cellular component: collagen trimer. Gene Ontology annotation, molecular function: extracellular matrix structural constituent; heparin binding.
GUGCGCGCUCUCACUUUUCGUGGGAGAAAGUCGAGAGGUGGGAGAGAGAGCGUGAUUCCAGGUCUCUGCUGCUCUCCCCACUUUGGGUACUCAAACCCAGUCUGACUCAAUGGGGCUCCGGCAGCAGUUAAAAUAAAAUCUAUUUAUUCACCCCAGAACCCUCUUUCUGUGCCGUUUUUGUACGCAGACGCAGAGUCACCAGACCGGCAAACAACUGCAACACUAUGGAUAUUGGAGUUUGCCUCUUUCGGAAGAAACGGAGACCAUGGCGCACGAACUUCUCAUCCUUUGCCUUAGUUGCGGUGGCUCUCGCUGUGUGCCAAACGACCGUUGCACGCGCAGACCCAGUGGACGUGCUGCGGGCCCUGCAGGUUCCAUCUCUCCCUGAAGGUGUGAAGAAGGUCCCCGGGUUCUGCACUUCCCGUCGAUCGAGCAGCCCGGACCACGCCUACCGCAUCAACAAGAAGGCUCAGAUCUCCGCCCCCACCAAGCAGCUCUUCUCAGGUCGUUUCCCAGAGAACUUCUCCCUCAUGGCUCUUGUUAAAGCCCAGGCAGGUCUGCAGGCCUUCCUCCUCUCCAUCUACAAUGAGCAGGGCGUCCAGCAACUGGGCAUCGAACUGGGACGCUCCCCGGUUUUUCUCUACGAGGACCAGAACGGAAAGCCGGCACCGGAGGACUACCCGCUGUUCAGAGGCAUCAACCUGGCUGAUGGCAAGUGGCAUCGUAUUGCUUUCUCAGUUUCUAAGAAGAAUGUCACCCUGCUGCUGGACUGCAAGAAGAAGAUGACCCGGCCACUACCUCGUGGAAACAGCGCCAAGGUUGACACCAACGGCAUCACUGUGUUUGGAGCCCGUCUGCUGGACGAGGAGGUUUUCCAGGGAGACAUCCAACAGCUGUUGAUCGCCUCCAACCCGCAGGCUGCCUAUGACUUCUGUGAACACUACAGCCCCGACUGUGACUCCCCACUGCCCAAAACCCAGGCUCAGGAUCCCAACACAUACAAGAAGACACUCAAUGGAAAAGUGUCCCCCUCUAAAUCCACCCCUGUCAAACCCAAACCCACCCCAGCUAAGCCAGCAAAGACUGGAACAUACAAACUUGUAGUCAAGCCACCAAUCCCCACCAAAGCAUCCAAGUCUUCGUCCAAAACAUCCAAGGCGAAGCCCACCGCAGUAGAGAGCCUCCUUUCUAAGAUCAGACCAACAGUAGCAGCUAAAUCGAAAUCCACAGCUGUCCCGGCUAAGAACGGUAACAGUAAAUCAGCUGCCGAGAAGAAGGCAAACGGUGCGUCUAAAGCUAAUAGCAAUGGCAAAGCUGCAGCUCAGGUCAAAGUGAAUGGAAACGGAAAGUCUGCAGCAGAGAAGAAAGUCAAUGGAAAUGGAAAAUCAUCAGCAGAAAAGAGCCUGACUGGAAAAGUGACAGUUGUAACUAAGACAAAUGGAAACGGCAAAGCUACGGCAGAGAAGAAAGCCAGCGCUAAUGGCAAGACUACCGUUGAGGUCAAAGAGGUUAAACUCAACAGCAAAGUGAAUGGUGGUGCUAAGGCUAACGACAAUGCUAAUGUUGUUGUAGAAAAGAAAAUUUCUGGUGCAGCUGGAGCAACUACGGCUAAAACUGAAACCACUACAAAAGCCAAAACUGAGAAAAUCGUUCAAAAGACUGUGGUCAGUUUGGCUAACUCGGCUGACAAAUUACAAGCUACUAAAUCGCCUAAACCCACAAAAGCAGCAAAAACCACAGCCACCAAAGCUCCUGCUGCAAAAACCCACGCUAAGGCAGAGGUCAAAGAGGUGACCAAAGUUAAAACCGUAGUCACCAAAGCCCCUGUCACCAAAUCAACAGUGAGCAAAGUAGUGACGAAGAGUGUAUCUUCAACAUCCACCCCUGUCCGGCCCACUCCGCCUAGACCAACAAAAUCCAAAAUGGCAGUGGACGUUAAUGUCAAAUCCCAUCACAGACCGUCCCCACCCUUUGGAAAGACUGCACUGAGUGGAACUGCUGUCCCAUCGAAGAAAAUUAGCAACGGUUUUCAACAGGACGUAGACACUGAGUAUACCGAGGCUGGCCACACCCCUACAGAGACUGAUUAUUACUAUGAGGAGAUGAUCCCGCAGCCCGACGGUGAGACCGUCGAACCAGAAGAGCCCACGGUGCAGCCCCAGGUGAUGCCGGCUUUGGUUGGAGAGGAGGUCGAUGACACCAAGGCGGGUGGUGUGGGCGAGGAGGUCUUCACCGAGGAGUAUGUGACCGGGGAUGUGGGCCUGAAGGAAUAUGAAUAUUCCUACAGGGACUACAGUGAGCCGUCCCUGGAGACUGGAGAGGUCGAUGCCAACAUGGGCCCUGCCCUGUCCGCUGUGACAGAUGAGGGAGGCGCUGCCAUUAGAGGUCAGAAAGGAGAGAAAGGAGAACCCGCCAUCAUGGAGCCCGGCAUGCUGAUUGAAGGACCUCCAGGACCUGAAGGACGUGCUGGUCCCACUGGCCCUCCUGGCCCUUCUGGACCUCCUGGUUCUGUCGGUGACCCCGGUGAGAGGGGUCCUCCUGGUAGACAUGGUUUGCCUGGAGCAGAUGGAGUCCCUGGACCCCCAGGAACAUCGGUCAUGCUCCCUUUCCGUUUUGGUCAGAGUGGAGGCGAUAAAGGUCCGGUCGUCUCUGCACAGGAAGCUCAGGCAGCAGCUAUCUUGUCUCAGGCCAGGAUGGCUCUGAAGGGACCUCCUGGACCAAUGGGAUACACUGGUCGGCCCGGACCCCUGGGAGGUCCAGGAAGCCCUGGUCUGAAGGGAGAGCAUGGAGACCCUGGUCCUCAGGGACCUCGAGGACCGCAGGGUUUGAUGGGACCUCAAGGAAAACCAGGAAGGAGGGGUCGUGCAGGUGCUGAUGGUGGCAGGGGAAUGCCGGGAGAACCUGGAUCCAAGGGUGACCGUGGUUUUGAUGGUCUUCCUGGUUUGCCUGGUGACAAAGGACACCGGGGUGAUCUGGGACCGAUGGGACCGUCAGGAUCUAUAGGAGAGGAUGGAGAGCGGGGAGACGACGGAGAUGUUGGACCCAGAGGUCUCCCAGGUGAACCAGGACCUCGUGGUUUGCUUGGACCUAAAGGUCCUCCUGGAAUCCCUGGACCUCCUGGUGUACGAGGGAACGAUGGGCCCCAUGGACCCAAGGGUAACCUGGGUCCCCAAGGAGAACCAGGACCACCGGGUCAGCAGGGAACACCAGGAACUCAGGGAAUCCCAGGACCUCAGGGUGCCAUCGGGCCCCCGGGAGAGAAGGGUCCCACGGGAAAACCAGGACUGCCAGGAAUGCCCGGAGCUGAUGGCCCUCCUGGUCACCCAGGAAAGGAGGGGCCUGCCGGCACCAAAGGAAACCAGGGUCCUAAUGGUCCUCAGGGAGCUAUUGGGUAUCCUGGCCCUCGGGGCAUCAAGGGAACACAAGGAAUCCGUGGACUGAAGGGUCACAAAGGUGAAAAAGGAGAAGACGGUUUUCCUGGCGUUAAGGGAGAUUUUGGAAUCAAGGGAGACAGGGGUGAGAUUGGCGUUUCCGGCCCGCGUGGAGAGGAUGGUCCAGAGGGACCAAAGGGCCGUGUCGGACCUCCUGGUGAGCUCGGACCCCUCGGGCCAGUUGGAGAGAAGGGUAAACUGGGCGUACCUGGACUUCCCGGUUAUCCCGGAAGACAAGGACCAAAGGGAUCUCUUGGAUUCCCAGGAUUCCCCGGAUCAAACGGCGAGAAGGGAACGCGAGGUCUGACGGGAAAACCAGGUCCGAGAGGACAGAGAGGACCAACGGGUCCCAGAGGGCAAAGAGGACCGCGAGGACCGACUGGUAAACCAGGAGCAAAGGGAACGUCAGGAAGUGACGGACCUCCUGGUCCUCUUGGAGAGAGGGGAUUACCCGGACCUCAGGGAGCAAAUGGUUUCCCCGGACCAAAGGGACCUCCUGGUCCUCCAGGAAAGGACGGGCUGCCCGGACAUCCAGGACAGAGAGGAGAAGUCGGUUUCCAAGGUAAAAUGGGUCCACCUGGUCCUCCUGGAGUUGUUGGACCUCAGGGUCCAUCAGGAGAGACUGGCCCCAUGGGCGAACGUGGACACCCUGGACCUCCAGGGCCACCUGGAGAGCAGGGACUCUCUGGUCCCUCAGGGAAAGAGGGAACAAAAGGAGACCCAGGACCCCCAGGAGGACCUGGCAAGGAUGGACCACCAGGACUGAGGGGCUUCCCAGGAGAGAGAGGACUGCCUGGAACCCCUGGAGGUGGUGGACUGAAGGGAAAUGAAGGACCUGCUGGACCUCCUGGACCUGCUGGUUCUCCUGGUGAGAGGGGAGGACCUGGUACAGCUGGACCUGUUGGACUUCCUGGUAGACCUGGUCCUCAAGGUCCUCCUGGACCUGCUGGCGAGAAGGGAGUUUCUGGUGAGAAAGGUCCGAUUGGCCCAGCAGGGCGGGAUGGAGUUCAGGGUCCAGUGGGUUUGCCUGGCCCUGCCGGACCAUCCGGAGUGCCUGGAGAGGACGGAGACAAGGGUGAGGUUGGAGAACCCGGUCAGAAAGGUGCCAAGGGAGCUAAAGGAGAACAUGGUCCUCCUGGUCCACCUGGGGUUGUGGGUCCUGUUGGUCAGCCUGGACCUGCUGGUGCAGAUGGGGAGCUUGGACCGAGGGGUCAGCAGGGGCAUUUUGGAGCUAAAGGUGAUGAUGGAACCAGAGGAUUCCCAGGAGCACCAGGACCCAUCGGACUGCAAGGACUGCCGGGACCACCAGGAGAGAAAGGAGAGACUGGAGAUGUUGGACCACUGGGUCCUCCAGGCCCUCCCGGGCCCCGGGGCCCAGCGGGACCCAAUGGUGCUGAUGGUUCUCAAGGUCCUCCUGGAGGUUUGGGUAAUCCUGGACCAAUCGGAGAGAAGGGAGAGCCUGGUGAGCCUGGAUCACCCGGAAUCGUAGGAGAGCCUGGAAAGAAGGGACCUCGAGGUGAGCGAGGAGAGAAAGGAGAGGCCGGUCAGCCUGGAACUGCUGGACCCACCGGAGGACGAGGGCGACCUGGAGAUGACGGACCUAAAGGGAACCCUGGUCCUGUUGGUUUCCCCGGUGAUCCUGGUCCUCCUGGUGAGGUCGGCCCCAGAGGUCAAGAUGGUGCCAAAGGAGAGCGAGGAGAGGAUGGUGAACAAGGAGAGUCUGGGUCCCCAGGACCUCCUGGUGAGAAUGGACCUCCCGGCCCCCUAGGAAAGAGAGGUCCUGCUGGAACAAGAGGACCUGAAGGACGUCAGGGAGAGAAAGGAACCAAGGGAGACUCGGGUGCUCUUGGUCCUCCAGGCAAAACAGGCCCUGUCGGCCCCCAGGGUACACCUGGAAAACCAGGGCCAGAAGGUCUCAGAGGACUUCCAGGAUCAGUGGGUGAGCAAGGAUCUCCAGGACCUCCUGGGCAGAAAGGACCACCUGGACCAAUUGGACCUCCUGGUUUGCUCGGACUGAGCGGGGACCCGGGUGCUAAGGGCGAGAAAGGACACCCAGGUCUAAUCGGCCUGAUCGGACCUCCGGGAGAGCAAGGAGAGAAAGGAGACCGAGGUCAGCCUGGGCCUCAGGGAUCCACAGGACCCAAGGGAGAAACUGGAAUGCCUGGAAGCACCGGACCAUUUGGCCCCUCUGGACCUCCUGGUCUGCCUGGUCCUCAAGGUAUCAAAGGAGCUAAGGGUGCUUCUGGAGGAGCUGGUCCGAAAGGAGAGAAGGGUGUCCAAGGACCUCCUGGACCUCCUGGCCCACCGGGUGAGGUCAUCCAGCCUCUACCAAUCCAGAGGAGCCCCAAGUCCAAGCGUUCCAUUGAUGCCAGUAAGCUGCUCCCGGACCUCGACAUGCCCGCUGCAGACGCCACCGGCACAGAGUUCAUGAUGGGCAAUGAAGGCAUGGAGGAAAUCUUCGGCUCGCUCAACUCGCUGCGGCGAGAGAUUGAAACCAUGCGUUUCCCUCUGGGCACCAAGGAAAGCCCCGCCCGCACCUGCCAGGACCUGCACCUCAGCCAGCCCGACUACAAAGACGGAGAGUACUGGAUUGACCCUAACCAGGGUUGCUCAAGAGACUCCUUCAAGGUCUUCUGCAACUUCACAAAUGGUGCAGAGACCUGCUUGUUCCCCAGCAAGGCCAUCAGCACGGUGAAGAUGAGUUCUUGGGACAUGGAGACUCCGGGAUCCUGGUACAGUCAGUUUGCCAGCGGCAGCAAGUUCUCCUACAUGGACUCUAAUGGGGAGCUCCUGGGUGUGGUCCAGCUGGGAUUCUUGCGCCUCCUGAGUGUCCAGGCCCGGCAGGAAGUGACCUACCACUGCCACCGCUCAGUCGCUUGGGCCGACCGCAGCGCCAAGAACAGCUACCAGAGGGCACUUCACUUCCAGGGCGCCAACGAGGAGGAACUGAGCUAUGAAACCAAUCCUUACAUCAAAGCUCUGAUCGACGGGUGCUCUUACCGGAAAGGCUUUGACAGGACAGUCCUGCAGAUCAACACGCCACAGGUGGAACACCUCCCCCUGCUGGACAUCAAGGUGUCAGACUUUGGGGAGAAUAACCAGCAGUUUGGCUUUGAAGUGGGACCUGUCUGUUUCCAAGGCUAAAACACACACAUGCACACACACAAACACACACACAGAAACACACACACACCUGGUAAUUUGUAAAUUAACUUGUAAAUGAUAUGAGACACACUCACACUUUUACACACUCUCACGCUGUUGUGCGACAAACACGCACUCGAGUACGUGCCUGGGAACAAAACAUCCUGACGACAAUAAAUGGACAACAAAAAAGUAAUGAGAAGAGAAAUUUAAACAAAAAAAAACUUGAGGAGAGGAGGCCGUCGACUGGGCAAACGAGCACAAAGGAGUUUUUGUUGGAACUGAGCCGGAUGGAGAACCUGAGCGAGCUGGCCGACCCGAGGCCUCCACUACCACCGCCACCAUCCUCAUCCCACUCUUCUUCUCCCCGCUGUCUCUCUCCUUUCUACCUCCCAUCUUCCCCACAAAAAACAGCAUCACACGCCAACAUCCGACAUAACGUCGUUUCGUUCGUCUUUCACUCAGCAACACGGUGGGUCGACCGCUGCAGGAGUUCCUGUGCAGCCGAAAUUAACAUGAUGAUGAUGAUGAUGAUGAUGAUGAUGUGGUUUUCUGAUUUCAUGUGAGGUUCAUUUAGUUUCACUACAUGGACUAGUACCAUUCUCAGGAACUAGCCUGUGGAGAUCCACCAGAGAACCAGGCCUCAUAUUUUUUGCCGCAUAGGUGCUACUUUUCAGCGGCGCAGGCAUGUUAGGGGCGGUGCUUCCUGAAUUAGCGGGGAGGUCGGAUGACGUUUGAGCUGCAGAGACGAAGGGGCAGAAACAGCUUUUUGUUUCUUCGGAGAUCACUGAUUUGAAAUGAUCUAGUCGAUCGCAGGUUUAAUGGUUUAAUUUAAGGUAUUUUGUGACAAAAUUAGCUUUAAUAUUUACAUCAUCUGUCAACAGAAAGAGACGCUUUAAAGACUAAACUGUUCAGAGAAGUUUAAUGAGCUGAGAGUCAUGUGACUGCCGUCGGUGUCACCGCUCUCAGUUUAUAACAACUUUACCAUCUCUUCACUCUGGUGGAAACAGGACGCAGGAACUGCAGUCGGUACUAGUCCCUGUAGUUUGAUGUUUUUGACAAAGCGGCACUUUUGGAUCGACUCACCAGGCAGAGUUUCUGUACAAGAACUGAGAUCAAAUCAUUCUGUUCAAACGUGAAACAAAUAAUGAACUCUUCAGUGACUUAUUGGUUAUUUUGUUCAGACUGUAAAUCACAAUAACCAAAGAAUCUGAGCCUCUGGACCACACGGUACCAGCCCGGUUGAGUCUGGUUUUGUUCAGACUGAUGACAAAAACCUGCCUGUUGAUGUUUUCCGUCCAGGUUGAUCAAAUCUGGGACCUGCAACUCUUUGAUCUGCAGCUUAUUUUAGAUCAGAUACAAACUUUGCCAGCAGGAGAUCAGAUUUAUCCUCUUUAUUUCUGUAACUGUGCUCAGUUUUGUGUGUUUAUGGCUGUGUGGCACCGAUGCUGUUUUUCUUUAAACUGUGGACCAGGAUACCGGGGUUGAACCCACACUCUGAUCCAGAACACGUGUUCUGAUUUCUCAUCCAUGCACAGAACCUGAUCAGGAUUUAAAUACAAUUUUCUUACUUUAUUUUAUUUUUCCUGCACAAGGAGUAAAAAGUCUGAAAGGUGCUAAUUCUACCAAAGCAUAAAGGAUUUAGUUUUCACUUUGAUCUUCUUUAGUCUCUUUUUGUGCCAUUUGAACAAAGCCUGGGAACAAAGGGGAAAAUGUGCAUUACACUCCACUUGUACAGAAAUAGUGAUAUUCUAAUGUAUUUAUUUAAAACAAAGCGAUGCUUUGAGAUUAGCAACCAUCAGAUCUUCCUGUCAAAUGUGGUAUUUUUCAUUCAUAUUUAUUUCCUGUAGCAAGUAACUUUUUCUUCAUUCUCUUCUUGCCCUUUUGUACAACCAAAGAAUUUGUGGCCAUAUUUCACUGUAAUGUCCCUCGUAGUGUUUCCAUCUCCUGUAUUGUGCUCUUAUGUUUCGUAAAGAUUAAAUGAUGCGUCUCCACUUCUGUGACAUUUCAUUGUUCUUGUUGCCGUUUGAUUUGGGCUUCUCUGCUUUACUUGUCCUUAAAAUGGAUCUCUGAAAUACAACUUUUAUUGUUAUUAACGUUUGACUUCUACUUUAAGUCCACUAAUUUGGAUGUUUCUGUGGGACCACAGCGGGGAGGAGAACCUAUUGGGAGGAAGCUCACAGUUAAUGCUCAGUGAAAAAGGAUUCUAAGUAUAAUGUGGAUUUAUGCAGAUUGAGGAUCCUGAUUUUAUUUUUUGUUUGAAUUUUUUUAAAUAUUGUAGUAAAACUGGGUGGGAUUGUUAAAAUAUCAAAGAAAGUUUAGAUUCUCCAGUGAGAGUGACCUCAAAAAUGUCUUUACUGUGCUGAAUACAAACAUUUCAACUAAAAAUAUGGUGCUGAAAGAGAAAAAGUAUUACUGUGUGUAAGUAAUUUUUUAAAAGAAUCUUUGUUUCUGUAAUAUAUAAUCUUUUUAAAGAG